Molecule: messenger RNA, 1800 nt
Organism: Dibothriocephalus latus
Lineage: Eukaryota; Metazoa; Platyhelminthes; Cestoda; Diphyllobothriidea; Diphyllobothriidae
Source: the annotation of a GenBank genome assembly
AUGGGCGGAAUUCGACGGUUAUUCGUCAACAUCAAUAAUUGCUUUAUCCUUGACGUCACCUUCCGGAUUCCACGUACUCCAAUGAACUUAGCCAUUCGCAUCGUCCCACUCUUUGUGUCACCCCAGCAAUGGUGUGAUCCAGUUUUGCGGUGUGCUAAUCAUACGGAGGCCAGCAAUUCAGAGACUGAUGUUGUCAAGCGUCGCAGCUUUCUAACUGUGUCUUCCCCUGAUACAGUGUACGCUUUCACUGGUCCGAAGUUGCGGGGCGACCAUCUCAAUCUCUGCAUACCGAUAAAUAAGCCACGAUCCACUGCUAGCGGGAUCAAGGUGGAGGACAGUGUGUCAAAUUCAAAGGAGCAGUUGCCUCUGGUGACUAAAAGCAUCGUCUGUCGGCUCCACUGUUUGAACAGCUGUUUUCGGCAGAAGGCCAAAGAACGAAUUGAACUUGUCGUUAGACUGGAGGACCUCACAGGGCCCGAGCCCACCAUUCUUGGAAUGGAUCGUGUGGAGGUGUGCUGCUCUGCGACACAAUCGAGAGAUAUUAAUAGUCCGCUGGACCUCCUGUCCAACAGCCGUAGUAGUGCGGACGGUCAGACGGCAACGUCAGUGGCCUCUCCGAUGUCUGGCUCUAGAAAGAGGAGCUUAGCGCUCACGUCAACCGAUUCAUCCUUCAACUCCCAGGGCGAAUCUGUCUUGUCCAGAAGCGGUAUGGUUGAUGAGCUUAAAGCCCUCGCUACGCGAUCAAAUACCCUUAUCGUUGGAGACUUCAAUGCGCCUAUCAUCAACUGGAACUCCUCCUCAGCCGAUUGUGCUGAAUCGGCAUUCGACCACCAGCUCCUGCAUAUAACUCAAUCCCUGCUUCUCACCCAGCACGUCACAUAUGUUCUGUUAAACCGUACCAUGAUUAAUCCCAAAGUCCUUUACAGUUAUAUAAGACAGAGCACGCGGAACAAGGAUCCUAUCCCCCUACUACGAGCUGUCGAAGGUGCCGAAAUCUCAGAGGACAAGGACAAAGCUGACCACCUCUCUCAGUUCUUCCGGUCCGUCAUGACGACUGAACCCGACUUUUCUCCCCCCACUUAUGACGACGAUGCUAUGCCUUUUCUGGACACAGUCCUCUUCACCGAAGAAAUAAUCAAAACAGAUAAAUGCAACAUCCUUCAAAUCGGCAGGUUUAAAGCAUCCAGCACGAAGGUCUACUCCUUAAACGGUACACCGCUGCAACAAGUUGAGAAUCAGAAGUACUUGGGAGUGUGGAUUACUUCCUCACUCAAACCAACGCUGAACUGUACGAAGGCGGCCAGAUUUAUAUUACAGCUGAUUAGACGAGCCUUUAUGGGGUUUGAAAAACACAGCUUUUCCAAAAUAUUCGGAAGCUUCGUUCGGCUACACUUGGAAUUCGCUAUACAGGCAUGGAGACGUUGGACUGUCAAGGACUGUACCGUCUUAGAGAAGGUACAGAGGCGAGCGACAAAAAUGGUCAAAGGUCCGAGAACACUGCCCUAUGAAAGCAGACUGUCAAACCUCGACCUAUUUCCCCUUUCCUACAGGCAACUUCGAGGGGACCUCAUCCUUACCUCUCGUAUCAUGAAUAACCUGAAUUGUUGCUUCGUCCCCGACGAUUUUUUUAUCCAGGCUAAUACUCCAACUUUGCGCAGGCAUCCCCUUAAAUUACGUCCCGGCAAAGCAAGGAUCGACGGAAGCAAUUUAUCCUUCAGCAACCGAGUAGUUGCAGCGUGGAACGUCCUUCCCGAAGAAGUUGUACACAUUCAUCCUUACCUUCUCUCAAUCGUUGAUUAA